This is a messenger RNA of Gastrolobium bilobum, 360 nucleotides long. RefSeq lists its product as uncharacterized. The transcript has a single exon. Lineage: Eukaryota; Viridiplantae; Streptophyta; Magnoliopsida; Fabales; Fabaceae. The coding region runs from base 1 to 360 and encodes 119 amino acids. The record is from RefSeq and is a predicted model, not a curated record.
AUGGCCUCAAGAAGUGCUCCUUCAAAUUCAAAGUCCCAUUCCCACACAAAUCCACCACCCCCUCAUCCACCAGCAUCACGUACAUGCUUGUGUUCACCCACCACACACCCUGGCUCCUUCAGGUGCAGCAUGCACAAGAAGCCCCACAAAGCUCUGCCAAGAUCCAUGCCUACAUAUCCCUCCAACAACACUCAUCAUUGGGAGCUACCAAUGGCUGCCAAAGCUAAUUCUUUGAAGGCAAUCCUCUUGCAAGUUAUUAAACCCUCUAGCCAUGAUCUUCAUAGGAGGAAGAAUUUCCAACCAAAGCCUAGUAGGUUUUGUUUGAUGAAUGGUAACAGAGAUGCUGUUGCUGUUUCUUGA